GGCCCCACCUACUUUCUUAAAAAAGUACCAAUCAAAUGGCAGGGAACUUAGUUUACCUUCCACACUCCAGACGGUGGAAGAACUGAAUGUGACAGAGGAAUAUGAAAAAGAGAGAGGAAGAGAAGGGUAGGGAGACCGAGGCAGACAAGAAGUGGUAAAGGAAUAGAACUAGUGUUAGGAAAAUACAUUGGAAGAAAUUAAAGGGAGACAGAGAAAAGGGAGGCAGAGGAAAAGAGUUCGAGAGAGAAAGAGGGAGAGAGAAGGACAGUGACAGAGGCAUAGAAAGUGAGGGUGGAAGUAUCCGUCUGUGUGAGUUGGUAACUCCUUGUUGGACAUGGAUGUAGCCAACUACAGUGAGGGACUGGACCCAACGUACAGCACCCUGGGCUUCGAACACGCUGACAUCCUCUAUGGUGGGGGAGACAGUAUGCCAGCGGAGCCGGGCCUGUCCCAGGCAGAUGUAGUGAACGGUAACUGUGCUAUCUGUGGAGACAAAGCUACAGGGAAACACUAUGGAGCCUUCAGCUGUGACGGAUGUAAAGGUUUCUUCAGACGCUCCAUACGCAAGAACCACAUCUACUCCUGCAGGUUUAACCGUCAGUGUGUGGUCGACAAGGACAAGAGGAACCAGUGUCGGUUCUGCAGGCUCCACCAGUGUUUCAGAGCUGGCAUGAAGAAAGAAGCGGUUCAGAAUGAAAGAGAUCGUAUCAGCUCCAGAAGAAGCAUUCAGGACAAUCAGGAUCUCCUACCUAUCACUGUUCUGGCCCAGGCGGAGUCCCUGUCUCAACAUAUCAGUGCAUCCAGUCCCAGGGGUGCAGUAGAUGUGUCAGAACAGAAGUCAGCUGGUGUGGGGGAUGUCUGUGACUCCAUGAGACAACAGCUGCUUGUGUUAGUGGAAUGGGCCAAGUACAUUCCUGCCUUCGGAGAGCUGCCCCUGGACGACCAGGUGAGUCUGCUCAGAGCUCAUGCAGGGGAACACCUUCUACUUGGGGUCGCCAAGAGGUCAAUGCCUUAUAAGGACUUCCUGCUCCUUGGUAAUGGGUGUUUGAUCCAUGGUAGCAGUGCAGAGCCAGAGAUCGGUCGUGUUGCUAACCGUAUUCUAAGUGAGCUGGUCCUGCCCUUCCAGAACAUCCAGAUAGACGACCAUGAGUAUGCUGCUCUCAAGGCACUCGUCUUCUUUGACCCCGAUGUCAAGUCUCUGCGUGACCCGUCUAAGAUCAAGGCGAUGCGUCUGCAGGUCCAGAUGAGUCUAGAGGACUAUAUUAACGACCGUCAGUAUGACUCCAGAGGGAGGUUUGGAGAGCUGCUGCUACUGCUGCCUACUCUACAGUCCAUCACCUGGCAGAUGAUAGAACAACUGCAGUUUGUUAAACUCUGUGGCCUGGCCAAGAUAGACAACCUACUGCAGGAGAUGUUGCUGGGAGGUCUGGCAUCAGAGCCCGCCCACCUGCACCAAUCAGGCCACACCCAGUUAGCCCAGGACCCUUUGACUGGACACACACUGGUCAUCAGCGCCAUGCCUGCUACACACACUUCUCAGAUAGCGUCUCCAGACACUCCUAUCCCGUCUCCUCCUCAGGGUCCAUAGAUUAUCAAGUCAACUUCAAGCCCCUCCUUCCUGCUGGAUCCGCCUCCCACAAAGACGUACUACCCCCCCC
This is a messenger RNA of Salvelinus fontinalis (brook trout), 1658 nucleotides long. RefSeq names its product hepatocyte nuclear factor 4-gamma-like. Gene Ontology annotation, molecular function: nuclear steroid receptor activity; zinc ion binding; nuclear receptor activity. Gene Ontology annotation, biological process: cell differentiation; regulation of transcription by RNA polymerase II; anatomical structure development. The transcript has 10 exons. Bases 335 to 1588 code for a protein of 417 amino acids. Lineage: Eukaryota; Metazoa; Chordata; Actinopteri; Salmoniformes; Salmonidae. Gene Ontology annotation, cellular component: nucleus. The record is from RefSeq and is a predicted model, not a curated record.